Molecule: messenger RNA, 939 nt
Organism: Thunnus maccoyii (southern bluefin tuna)
Lineage: Eukaryota; Metazoa; Chordata; Actinopteri; Scombriformes; Scombridae
Gene: mphosph6
Product: M-phase phosphoprotein 6
Exons: 5
Coding region: 154-648 (164 amino acids)
Biological process (GO): maturation of 5.8S rRNA
Source: RefSeq, a predicted model, not a curated record
AUCCUCAAAGCUGCUCGACAGUCGGCUGCUUCGGCCUGAGUUUUACCAGCAGCUGCAGCUCGUGGGUUUAGGUUUUAGCAAUAAACUUUAAUGAUCCAACAAACCUUCAGGAUCUGCUGUAGUUCAGUUAUUUAUCUGUAAACAGGCUUAUCGAUGGCGAGCGACUCUGUGAAACUCUCCAAAAACCUCCUGCGCAUGAAGUUCAUGCAGAGAGGUCUGGACGCUGAGACGAAGAAGCAGCUGGAAGAAGACGAGAAGAGAAUCAUAAGUGAUGAACACUGGUAUCUGGACCUGCCAGAGCUUAAAGCAAAAGAGAACCUCAUCAUAGAGGAGAAGAGUUUUGUGCCGUGUGAAGACCUGAAUUACGGUCGCAUGUCGUUCAAGGGUUUUAAUCCAGAAGUCGAGAAACUGAUGGCUCUGAUGAAUCCGAAGGACGAAUCGGAGAAACGAGAGGAAGAGGAGGUCAGCCGAAUGCAAACAGAUGUCACAGAUGAAGAAAUGGCGCUGAGGUACGAGAGUUUAGUAGGAAGCAUGAAGAAAAAGUUUGCAAAGAAGCGAGAGCGAGCAGCCGUAGAAGAAGAAGACGACAUGAACCACAACGUUGUGGAAACAAACACAAAGAGAGUUUUUCUGAAACCGCAGGACUGAGAUCAUUGUGUGAUGGACUGGAGAGAUGUGUAUUUUUUUAUGUAAAUGACUCAAAAUACUUUUUUUUUUUUUUUUUUUAACUGUGUGCAUAAACGUGUUUAUAUAGAGAGAGUGAGCAUCAGAGAUUGUGACGAGCAGAACGAGUAUUUUAAGGCUGAAUGGAUGUUAUACAUCCUGUUUUUUUUAAAAAAGAAGAUGAUGUAUCUUUGAGAUGCUGAGAACAUCCAGUGUAACGUGUUUUUACCGUCUGUGCAGCCUGGAGGACUUCCAUUAAAAGCAGAGCACAGUGUA